AUGGACACCACGGUGGCGGUGCUUCAAGUCGCGGAGCAGCAGCUGUUCGAAUCGACCGCAAAGCUCGACGACGACGCGCUCUGUGCUCUGACGAAGGCUUUGGCAUGGGCCAGCAGCGCGGAGCUGGGUCGACUGGGGGGUGGCGGCGGGAAGGCGCCCGUGAACGGAUCGAAAGAGCGGUUGUUCAUGCUCGAGCGCCUCGUGGACGUCGCGCUGAUUAAUUCCGGUCGCAUCCAUAAGGUAUGGUCGGACGUGGAGGCUCACUUGCUUUCGUGCAUAGAGAAGGAGCCAUCCGCGGAGCUGUGCCGGAUCGCCACGGCGUCGCUCGCCCGGCUUUGCGUUUCAGCGCUGGAGCUCCCCCGCACGCCCGAGAUGGAUUCACUCGCGUCCGAGGGCGAGACGGACUUCGAGACGGCGGUGUUACGUCCGGUGAGCACGCUCAUGGCGCGCGCCGUCAGCCCGGAUGCCAGGCUCGCCGCGCUCGAUGUUCUCGUAAGCGUCGUCAACGGCGGCGACGGGAUUGGUCGCGCGUGGUUUUCGGUUCUCCGGGCGCUUCGAGGCGUGGCGGAGCGCGGCGGCGAGGGCAUCGCUCUCGCGUUCAGCGGCGUCAAGGUUAUCGUCGAGGACCACAUGGAGGAUUUGCCCGAUGACGUCUCGGGUGAGGUCAUCGCCGCGGUCAGCGCGUUUGUGGCGCAGCGCGCGCAGGUGAACAUAUCCAUCACGGCGGUUUCGUUGGCGUGGACCCUGUCGGAUUAUUUCAGCCGUAAGGUGACCGAAACGAAGGUCGGUAAGGAGGCUCUUGCUGAGCGCGGGAUGAUUCCGCUGCUGUCCGUGAUGCGCGAUGCGUCUAUGGACCCCCGGCCGGAGGUUCGCAACGGCGCGUGUCGCACGAUCACGUCCACGCUGGUAUCAAAUGGGGACAAGCUCCCCGCGCGGAUUUGGCGAGGAGCGGUUUUCGAUAUUUGUUUCGGGCUGGUGGACGACAUCAGGGCGGCGACAGCAGGUGCGAGCCAGGAGGAGCAGGUCGCGCCGGACAUCGGCGAGCUGGAUGGAAGAAAGAUCCAGAUGCUGGUGCAUCACAGCAGAAACUCCGCGCGCAAGCAGUGGGACGAGACCGAGACGUUGGCACUGUCCGGCGUCGGCAGGUUACUUCGAGCGCAUUUCGACGCGGUGGCGAAAUUCGACGGGUUUGAUAAGAGGUUCGAGUGGUACCUUCAGUGGGUCACUCAGUCCGUCGCUCAGGGUUCACCGGAGGUAUCUUGCUCGGCGGUCAAAUCGUUACAGACUGUGCUUGAGGCUGGCGGUUCGACGGGCAUGACUCGCGCGCGUUGGAAGAAGGCGACAAAGGUGCUUAUGACCUCCGCGAAAGGAAUGAAUGCGGCUGGAUCGAAAAUUUCCGGCAAGACCCGCUAUGAGUUUAUUGACGUCUUCGGUAAGGUAUGGGCGAGUAAGCGAGCCGUUUUCGAUAAGGAGGACGUUCAAUCGCUGAUUGGAGUGAUAGAUAUGUUGGCCAGGGCUCCUGACGAGUGGCUGGAGAAGUCGGCCCCGCCGGCACGGGCGGGCAGGUACUCCACGCUCAGGGUUCAGCGAAGGUGCCUGGAGUUGCUGAGCGACCUGCCGCCGCUUGAUCCGGCUGCGGUGGAUUCGGGCGCGUACCCGCAGGCGAUAUGCCAGCUCCUCGCUUACGUCGCCGAGGCUCUGGGUGGAGAGGUGGCGGAGGCUGUCGCCAAGGCUGAUUUUGCCUAUCCCGGGACGGAAACCCAGCACGGGUCGAUGUCGCUCGGGUUUGCGCAGGAGGCGUGCGAAGCGCUCGCGAAGAUUUACCAGAGCGAACACGUCCCCAAGGAUGACCGCGCGAUGACAUUCGCGGCAGCCACCAGGGUCAUCUCCGCGGCGAUGACGCACGCCGAAGAGGGGACUGCCGUGGCGGAGGCGUCCAAGGAACUGCGCGGCGCCGCGGCCAAGACAUUUAGGGCUGUGGUGACGGGCGGCCUCGCGGCGGUGACCCGAUCUUCGGCUUUUGAAUUUCGCGCCGCGUCCGUCGCGGAUGCGUGGGACGCCCUCUCCACAGCGUUCGAAUCGACGCUCGCGGGGGAGAGGCGCGAUCAAAACCUUGAUAGGGACAUGAUAGCGUGCAUGGCUGAGGCUGUGUCGCCGCACUGUGGAUUCGCUGACGAGCACUCGCGUCGGCGGCUCAUCGCCGCCGUCGCCGCGGAUUCGUCGGUUUCGCGGAUCUGGGCACUGUCAGCGCUUCACUUCGGGGGUGGACAGAUGGGACGCAUCGCGCUGCAAUCUCUCGUGCCGACGUGUGAAGGGAUUUUGCGGGCGUGCGACGAACCCGAGAAGGUUGCGUGCGUGCUAGACGUUGCGUCGUCUCUCGCGAGGGAUCCAUCCCGGCGGGCUGAAUCGGAGCCCGCGCCGCAGUCGUCAUCCUUACUCGGCUGGAUCAAGAAGACCGUCGCGGGAGAGGAGAGGAACGAUCUGAAUCACCUCCGCGCAAUACUCGGAGCACUUGGGCCGUGUGAGUCAUCGAGUGACGACGUGAUCAGGAUGAAGGCUGAGAAGGUCCGGCGCGAGCUGACAGACGCGGUGGAGAUUAGAAAAGAAUGA
Messenger RNA from Micromonas commoda, 2610 nucleotides. RefSeq lists its product with no specific name. NCBI's taxonomy places the organism in Eukaryota, Viridiplantae, Chlorophyta, Mamiellophyceae, Mamiellales, Mamiellaceae. The transcript has a single exon. The record is from RefSeq and is a predicted model, not a curated record. The coding region runs from base 1 to 2610 and encodes 869 amino acids.